GCCACCACGCCCGUAUCACCGUGGUCCAGGAAGGCAACCACCGAGAUGUAUGAAUGCCGGGCGGCAGACGAAAUCGUGAAUCGGAUUAUUACGGAGGAGCUUCUUUAAAAUCCCGAUAUCCGACAUCAACGCAUGCAACGCCAAUAAACAUUAAAUGGACGGAGGGAGCGGAGCCGUUUACAUUUCUUAAAGAAGAUACCCCCUUAAUUAUUUAACGUCCGAUCACCAUAGAAAAAAGAUCGAUCAAACGAGGGGACAAAAAGAUCUCUCACACACAGAGAGAGAGAUCGGAAGAUAGCAAAGAUGGGGAGAUCUCCGACGAUCUCGUGCUUCAAGUUUAUGACGUGCAGCGGCGAUGUAGCCGGCGGCGACAAUCCCGCAUCGGUGGAGAGCAAAGCAUCACUGGAUAAAGGGAGGUGGAGUUUCCGAAAGAGAUCCUCUAAGCAUUCUGUGAUCUCAGAACCUGGCUUUAACACGAAUAUACCAGAAACAAUGACAAAUAACUCCCACUCUGGAAAGGAAUCACCUCUUCCAGAAAGCCCACCCAUGCUAGAAGAGAUAAAUGAAAAACCCCCAUUAUCAGCUGCAGUUAAUUCAGAAGUAGCUGAUACAGUGCAGUUGUCUGUUCCACAAAGCCCUUCCAGGCUAGAACAGACAAAUAAAACAUCUCCAUUACCAGCUGUAAUUGUUCCAGAAGUAUCUGAUGUGCUACUUCCUGCUGAAGUUACAACCACCAUUGACAACAAUUUCCGGGAAGAUGUUGUUAUCGUCAUCCAAGCUGCCAUCAGGGGAUAUUUGGCUCAAAAGGAACUUGAAAAACGUAAGAAUGUUGUCAAGUUGCAAGCUGCUGUACGUGGUCAUCUUGUUAGGAGACAAGCUGUGGGAACUUUGCGAUGUGUACAAGCCAUUAUCAAAAUGCAAGCACUUGUACGGGCUCGCCGUGCACAUCAACCAGAGAACUUUGCUGCAGAAGAGAAGCUUGAUGAGAAAAUCCAGUUUAAUAGUGGCAUGAAAUCAGAUACAGCAUAUACUUCAACUGAGAAAUUACUUUCCAAUGCAUUCGCUCGUCUGCUUCUGGAGUCGAUGCCCAAGACAAAACCCAUUCAUGUCAGUUGUGAUCCUUUGAGAUCUGAUUCAGCAUGGAAAUGGUUGGAGAGGUGGAUGGUUGUGAUGUCUUCAGAACUAGGGCAGCAGCAGGAGAGAGAUGAUCAGGGGGAGAAAGAAAAGAUCAACUUUGCUGCUUCCGAAGUAGUAAACAUUGUUCCUCACACGGUCACCUUUAUAGCAUCAGAUUCAAAGUCAUCUCCUAGUAUUGCAAUUGUGGGUGAAGGAGAUUCCAUAAAGAAAGAUACUGCUGAAUAUGAAGUUCAUGGUUCUGUAUCCAUUUCAAAUCAAAGUGACAGUUCCGUAGCAAAAGGUGACCAAGAACAGUCCCAGUAUGAGAGUAAGACUUCAGGCCUGAUAGAAGAGAAUAAUGAAUCUGCAGCAUCAAUUGAAGGUGAAGCAGAUAUAAUAUAUGAAAAUUCUGCUGAAUAUCAAAUUAAUGUCCCUGUAUCUGUUCCAAAUCAAGAAAUCAGCUCUGUAGCAAAAAAUGACCAAGAGCAGUCCCAGUGUGAGAGUGAGACUUCAGGCAUGAUAGAAGAGAAUAUGAGAAGUGGGGGAGUUGAGGAGACUUUUGAUUCUACCACAAGUCAAGCACCAGCACAAUCAGAUGCAACUUCACAGUCCUUACUUGAUAACAAUUCCACCAAUUCUGGAUUUGACAUGGAAAACCAAAAGUGUAUCAUUGAAAGGGCAACCUGCGAACCACUGGAGACUCAAGGAAAAAAGUGUGCAUUGAGGUCAAGAAAGGAACUCAGUCCAGCAUUUGCUGCUGUACAAUCAAAAUUUGAGGAACUGAGCUCAGCUUCUGGUGCAAGCAGGUCUGUCACUUAUGUUAAUCGAGGUGCUGGUGUUCAAUCUAAACUAAUUCAUACUCAAGUUGAUUCUCCGACUAAGACUGAGGGGCAUAGCAUGAUACAAUACUCAAGAUCUCAUGGUCAAGUUGAGAAUUCUGCUUCAGAAUGUGGCACUGAGAUAUCUGCCUCUUCUACAUUUGACUUGCCAGAAGGAUCUGGCGUUGAUGACAAGGGUACUGCACUUAAAGUUGGAGUUUUACAGAAUGGAAAUUGUAAUUUGACUGAUGAUGCUGAUAGUGCGUUAAGUAAUGAAAAUAUGAAUUCUGACACAAAAUUUAGUCACUCUGAGUCAGAUGUGUUACAGCCACAAAAACUUAAGGAAAGUGAAGAAAAUUUGUUCAGUGCUGCUGCUGCUGUUGAUUCAAAACAGGAGAAUCAACUGCCAGCAGAGUCAACAACAUCAAGCAUUCAGAUUCAAGUUGAAAAUAUGAAAGAUGCACAAAUUUGUAGUUUAUCACCAGAGGGUUCUCCCAGAAGCCAUGUAACUGCUCCAGAGUCACAUAGAACACCAUCAAGCCAGAUCUCAGCAAAAUCUAAAACCAGCAAGGCAGAAAACAAUAUCCAUGCUCAAAAGCAGAGAUCUCAGUUGGCACGCAAGAACUCACCAUCAAUUCCAAAGAAUGACUCAGGUGCAAGAAAAAGCACAGAACAUUUGCCAAAGGAUGCAAAGAAUGCUAAAAGACAUAUCUCAUUCGGGAUGGCUAAACCUGAUCAUGAUGAUUAUGAGCCUGGGGACAGUAGCAGCAACACCCUUCCAAGAUACAUGCAAGCCACUGAAUCUGCAAGGGCUAAGGUUCACGAUAUCAUCUCUCUGAAAGCAAGUACAAAUGUCCAUGACAAUGAUGACCACAUGAAGAAGAGACACUCCCUACCUAUUGGAGAUGUAAAGCAGGAUUCAUCCCCACACAUGCAGAAGUCAACACCACAAGCACAACAGAAUCUAAAGAGGAACAACACCCAUUCUCCUCAGAACUCUGCUGCAUGCUAGCAUGGUUGAAGUGACUCGCAUGACGAAAUCUUCCUGUUUCAGAGAGGAAAUGGCAAAGAUGAUCAGGCCUUGUUAGUAAUUUAUGAUAUGAGGACCCCAUUACCCAUAGAAGACUCGUAGCAAGGUUGUUGACAGCUGUUUCAGAGCAUUGUGAGUUUUUCCUCUUGCAGUGUGGCUUCUGAUGAUGAUGAAAGUGUGGCUUAUGACUAUAAUUUGUGGCAUGAUACAUGAUUAGGGAAAAGAGUCAUGAUUGUACACAUACAUUAACAUUGUGUGAGGGAUUUAUAUAUUUAGAAUUGGCCUUGUUUUUUGUGUGUGAGAGAACAGGUGUUGAUAGCACUCGGUUGUAUUCUUGUAUUAUUAAUAAUGUAUGAACCUAAGAUGUAAUUUUUUUCAACAGAUUAUGAAAUUUCUGGGUUUUGAUUGUAAAA
Messenger RNA from Elaeis guineensis (African oil palm), 3377 nucleotides. RefSeq names its product protein IQ-DOMAIN 32. Lineage: Eukaryota; Viridiplantae; Streptophyta; Magnoliopsida; Arecales; Arecaceae. The record is from RefSeq and is a predicted model, not a curated record. Gene Ontology annotation, molecular function: protein binding.